Messenger RNA from Rana temporaria (common frog), 391 nucleotides. RefSeq names its product small nuclear ribonucleoprotein F-like. Bases 83 to 313 code for a protein of 76 amino acids. Gene Ontology annotation, cellular component: catalytic step 2 spliceosome; U1 snRNP. Gene Ontology annotation, molecular function: RNA binding. Lineage: Eukaryota; Metazoa; Chordata; Amphibia; Anura; Ranidae. The transcript has a single exon. The record is from RefSeq and is a predicted model, not a curated record. Gene Ontology annotation, biological process: spliceosomal snRNP assembly; mRNA splicing, via spliceosome.
CGAUGUGUUCUCAGAGCAUUCCGCAGGGAAAUUUUUUCUUCCUUUGACUGGUCUGUAAAUCAGCGGCAGCUUCAGCGGCAGAAUGAAUUUGCCACUAAACCCAAAUCCAUUCCUUAAUGGCCUUAUCGGUAAGCCAGUAAUGGUGAAACUGAAGUGGAGUAUGGAAUACAAGGAAUACCUGGUUUCUGUGAAUGGCUACAUGAACAUGCAGCUCGCCAAUACAGAAGAGUAUAUUGAUGGGGCGUUGUCUGGACAUGUUGGAGAGGUUCUCAUAAGGUGUAAUAAAGUAUUGUAUAUACGAGGAGUAGAAUAGGAGGAAGAAGGUGGCGAGAUGAGAGAAUAAAGCAAUUUACAAAUUCGUUUUGUAAAUUUAUUUCGAAACUUCUCUUUU